This is a messenger RNA of Daldinia decipiens, 1819 nucleotides long. Its product is annotated as S-adenosyl-L-methionine-dependent methyltransferase. The record is from RefSeq and is a predicted model, not a curated record. NCBI's taxonomy places the organism in Eukaryota, Fungi, Ascomycota, Sordariomycetes, Xylariales, Hypoxylaceae. Gene Ontology annotation, molecular function: O-methyltransferase activity. The transcript is spliced from 4 exons. The coding region runs from base 167 to 1495 and encodes 442 amino acids.
AAAGUCUUCUGCUUGAAUUAAUAAUUAAAUUUAGAUAUAAAGACAUUGAUAAGUUGUCUUCAUAUUCCUUAGACUUCAAACUACCUCAAGUACCUAGGUUAGUUACUAGUAUUUUGACUUAUUUUCUCUCACUUCUCUACUCAACAGAGCUCCCCCUAACGACACUAUGGCACCCCUGAGAUCCGUUUCUGAACUUUCAUUCAUUGUUGAACGCAAUACGCGGACAUUGGAAGAUGGGUUGAAAGGAUCUCCUGGGGCUGAGUUCUCGCUUGCAUUCGGAGCACCGCCACAAAUCGAGUUGUCUCCUCCUCUUGAGGGAACCCUCGACGAGCUUCUUGAAACCAUCGAAGAACUACGUAUUCGCCUGAUGGGCCCGAUGGGCUAUCUCUUAUCUUUUCUAUUACCAACGUCCGCUGUAGUAGCUGUUUUCAAAACUCUAUAUGAAUUUGACAUCGCCUCUCAUGUUCCUCUUGCGCCUAAUGCUGAGAUAUCAUACAAAGAGCUCGCAAAAAGUUGUGGCCUCCCGGAAGAGGAUACGCGUCGUAUUGUCCAGGCCGCUAUCACAUUUCACAUGUUCGAAGAAGUUACUCCUGAUAUGUCUGUUAGACACAACGCCAUAUCGUCGGUGUUUACUGUGCCUGAAAUGAAAGAUAUCAUAGGUCUAAUUAUCGACGAGCAGUUGUCCGGCGUUACAAAGCUCGCCGAAAGCAUGCGGCGGUUCCCAGAUAGCGGGGAACCAGGACACUCUGCUUCGGUGUUAGCAAUUAGAGAGGAAAAAGCGAUUAAAGAAAUAGGUAUUGACAAAGAGGAGAUCGUUGAUCCAAGCAAGAAUUUCUUCGAUUACAUCGCCGAAGACGAGACACGAGUUGCCCGCUUUCGAUCUGCCAUGGGUGUUUCGACCAAAGCUCCGGCUCUUAAGUCGUCGUAUUUCGUCGAAACCUUGCCGUGGGCAAAUAAAUACCAGUGCCCGGAGACUGUUGUCGAUAUCGGUGGGGCUGGUGGUGAAGUAAUCCAGCUAAUUCUCCGCACGUAUCCUAAGGUCAAGAAAGGUGUAGUGUUAGAUCUCCCAGAAGUUGUCGCCGAUGCCAAAGUUCCCGAGGACCUUAACAACAGACUGGAAUACAAGAGCUACAACUUCCUCACCGAGAAAGUAACUUAUCAUGCGGAUGUAUAUGUAUUUCGCCAUAUCUUCCAUGACUGGAGCGAUCAGUACGCAGCCAAAAUUUUGAAAAACCUGGUCCCAGCUCUUAAAAAAGGGAGCAAGAUUUGGCUUUCUGAGGUUGUUCUUCCCAACUUGAGUGACGAAAAUCGGUUGAAAGAUCGAAUGCAGAGGAGCGCGGACAUCUUCAUGAAAUCCGGAUUUAACGGCAAAGAGCGUAGCAAAAGAAACUGGGAGACUCUCCUGGCUGCGUCCGACGAGAGACUUCGUAUCGUGAAUAUCACGAAGCCUCGUGGUGCUCAUGACUCAGUCAUUGAGAUUGUAUUUGAUGUUUAAAGACCACGGGAGUUUAGAAAUUAGAGAACGUUUGCUGGAUUGUAUUCAAGGAGUACGAAGUAUAUUGUAACAAUGGAAAGUUGGAAAUUGGAAUUUUAAACUACAUAGCACCAGAAAGGAACUCUCCAAAGAAUCUAAGAUUAAUAUGAUAUUCUCUCCCCUGAACCGUGGAAGUUGAAGGUAAGAUUCCAAGUCAAGACGCUGAAUCGGUUAAAUGAAUUACGGAUAGGAGGUAUGUACCUACAUAGGUGCCUUAAGUAGCUUAAGUACCUUAUCGAGCGCCCCUCAUUCAUCCUUAUCGAUAAUGGAGCUGCUUCCCCCAAA